Messenger RNA from Monopterus albus (swamp eel), 2611 nucleotides. It is a transcript of the gene rnf168, whose product is annotated as ring finger protein 168. Gene Ontology annotation, biological process: protein ubiquitination; double-strand break repair. Bases 674 to 2068 code for a protein of 464 amino acids. Gene Ontology annotation, molecular function: ubiquitin-protein transferase activity; nucleosome binding; metal ion binding. Gene Ontology annotation, cellular component: site of double-strand break; nucleus. Lineage: Eukaryota; Metazoa; Chordata; Actinopteri; Synbranchiformes; Synbranchidae. The record is from RefSeq and is a predicted model, not a curated record. The transcript is spliced from 8 exons.
CGAAAAAAAUUAAUGUCACUUUUCGCGUCGCGAAAUUACGUCGGCGGUGUGCAAUGUAUCAUUGACAAGUUAUUGGUUCGAAAAAUAUUAUUGACGCGCGAAUAAAUCGCGCGUUAAAUUCGCGUCUGGUGUGAAAGGGCCUUUAGACUGCUGCCCCCGCGAUCCGGUCCCGGAUAAGCGGAGGAAAAUGGAUGGAUGGAUGGAUGGAUGAAACCUAUUUUCGUUUCUACAUCUCCUUUGCCUCUCUGAUAAAAGUGGAAUUUACGAUGGUAGUGAAGGCAUCCGGACUGUUGCUUCCGCGCGUGCGCACUGCAGUUGAUCGACGCGCGUUCUAUCCUAAUAUCAUGUUAGCUUUCGGUACGGCUGGUUAAUACCCGGUGAUUCUUUUGUAAGCAUGAGGCAUUGCACUGUCACCAUGACCUGGCGGAAGGAGGAGUAAUCUUCUGACCUUGUUCUUUUUUUAUUUAUUUAUUUAUUUUUACUGUUAGCUGACCGGCGUUGUUUGGGUUAAUCGAAGCAGUAAGCUGCUAGCUGUUAGCCGCUAGCACACCAGUGUGCUGCACUUUAGCUCGGACGUUAACCUGAAGCUCGUUUUGGUUGUGAAGCCAAAUAUAACAUCAACUGAAAAUACAGGCGUUCAUGAAAACGGAGCUCAGGUAGCUCGAGGAGGAAGAUGGCCCCAGUCUCAGAUGCAGAGGUGGAAGUGGAGGUGACCUCAGUGUCAGACAGAGGGAGGAGAGGAAGAGCCCCGCUGUCUCUGGAUGACUGCCGCUGUCCGGUCUGUCUGGAGAUCUUCAUGGAGCCGGUGACACUGCCCUGCAAACACACCUUCUGCAAGAGCUGCUUCCUGGAGACAGUCAAUAAAGCCACGCUGUGCUGUCCAAUGUGCAGGAAGAGAGUUUCCACCUGGGCCAGACUAAACAGCAGGAACAACACGCUGGUCAACCAGGAGCUGUGGAAGCAGAUCCAGACCUGCUUUCCACUGCAGUGUCAGCGCCGUCUCACCGGGCAAGAAGCCGAGGUUGACCAGGCAGUUUCACUGCGUUUUCCCAGAGUGAGUCAGCCCGGAGAGCUGCGGCAGGAAUAUGAAGAGCAGAUCACUAAACUCACAGAGGAGAAGCGAGCGUUGGACGAGGAGGAGAGGAAGGCCAGUGAGGAGUACAUCCACAGGCUGUUGGCUGAGGAGGAGCAGGAACUGCAGGAGGACAGGAAGAGGAGAGAGGACGAUGAGAGGCUGGCCAGAAUGCUCAGCAACCAGCUGAACUCUGCUCCAGUCUCCCAGGAAAACCUCCGUCCUGCUGGCAUUACUCCUGCCAAGAAGAAAGUUGGCUCGGGUCAGAUUGACAAGUUCUUGUGUCCUCGUCCAUCUAAAAUAGACUCCUCUGGCUGCAGCUCUGCCUCUGGCAUCAUGGCCAACAAGGAGAACAUCCACUUCUCUCAGGUGGAGUGUCCUCUCCCUAAUCUAGAUUACUGCAGCCAUGUGACACAUGGAUUGGAACCUCCACCUGGCCACCCAGCCUCUGUGGAGGAUCAGACUCGCAGGAGUCAACUGGCCAGAGAUGGAGGAUCUUCCUCAACCAAGAGGAAGAGCUCGGAGCUGGAGGCAACAGAGGAGGAGGAGCAGCAGGUGAUAACCACUAAACGAGGUUGUCAUUCCCUACCCUCCUCCUCCUGCUCUUUAGAGGAGGCAGAGCUGUUGACCCUGCAGGGUAUGGCUGAGUGGCAGGCAGAGCUGCUGAGCAGGCGCCAGCAGGAGGAAGAGGACUGUCGACUUGCUCAGCUCCUGCAGAAGGAGCUGAACCAGGAGGAGAAACAGAGAGCCACUGACAGACGCAAAGGAUCUGGUGAUGCAUACCUGCUUCGCCAGAGCAAAGAAGGGAAGGUGGAGACCAGCACCACCACUAGGGCCUCCAGGAAGACUACAAAGAUCUCCUCCUGCACCUCCUCAGCACCCUCUGCCUCAUCUUUAUUAAAGAGUACAAGGACCUCCUCACCCUCCCCCAGCUCCUCCAACAGAGGCGGUAAGCAGACCACCCUGACUGAGAUGUUCUCCAGUCUGAGCAGCUGAAUCCUCUCGCUCUCUUUCUGCGCUGUGUUAACUGGUGGUAGAGAGACACUGGGACAGUGUUCUGUUUUUAGGUUCAGAUUAUAAAUUUAACAGUUUUUACAACAGGAGUUAAAUGUGGAAAAUGGAGUUUAAAUACACAGAGCAUUCUGAAUGGUAGUUUAAUCCACACUGCUGUUGUGCAGACAUCAUGAAGAGUUCAGAAAAACUCAACUUUGUUAGCAACUGUAAUUGUAAAAAAAAAAUAAAAGACAAACAGUUCAGUAAAAAAUUUAUUUCUGUCAUGUACCAUAAAGAUGAAAACAGUCGCAAUACUGAUCCCCCCGACAGAAUCAGUAAAAAUAAAGACUCAAAGACUUAGUGAUUAAACCCUAAACUCAUUUGUCUGUUGCUCAUAAUGCAAACACAACAUAUUUACACCCGGCUGCAGAUAAAGCGAAGAACCUGUGGACAAAAGCUGAAGGUGAAGAUGAGAUGCUUCCUGUAGACCUGGCUGUAUGAAUGUCAUCAACCUGAAAAUAGUUCAAUCAGCGGAGAUGAAGAUGA